Messenger RNA from Populus trichocarpa (black cottonwood), 727 nucleotides. RefSeq lists its product as uncharacterized. The coding region runs from base 186 to 653 and encodes 155 amino acids. The record is from RefSeq and is a predicted model, not a curated record. The transcript has a single exon. Lineage: Eukaryota; Viridiplantae; Streptophyta; Magnoliopsida; Malpighiales; Salicaceae.
GGCAUUGGUGCAUGUGAUCAUUAACAAUUAGGUGAACCACCUCUUGAACACCAUCCUUAUUCGGCUCAACCUCCAGCCAACUUUCCUCUCCUUUCCUCUUCAUGUAUAUAUAUAUAUAGAGACCCCAACACCACUGAUAUUCUCAGUCAUUAAAAACUCUAAAACACAACCAAUUCUUGAUAAAAAUGGCAAGCAUGAUUAGGUCAAAAGAAGAUGAACGUGCGGGGGCAGAAAUUGUGUAUGGUCCUGAAGAGUGCCAUCGCCACUCCAUAGAGCUUCUUGAAGAGCUGGGAUUCCCUAAAGGUGUCCUCCCUCUAAAAGAUCUUGAAGAGUGUGGAAGGGUUAAGGAAACUGGGUUUGUGUGGAUGAAACAAAAGGCCCCCUGUGAACAUUUUUUCGUUGGAUCCAAUUCUAAGGUAAGCUAUGCCACAGAGGUGACUGGUUAUGUAGAGAAGUUCAAGAUGAAGAAAAUGACUGGAAUUAAGAGCAAGCAGAUGUUUUUAUGGGUGCCAAUAUCUGAAAUGAGCAUCGGAGAUCCUUCAAGCAAGAAAAUUCUCUUCAAGACUCCUAUGGGAAUUGGCAAGUCUUUCCCUUUCUCUGCUUUCAUGACUGAUGAGGAGAAGCAGGAAAAGCUGGAGGAAGUCCAUGGAUGAAAUCAAGUCCAUAUAUCAACUCUUUUUAUUGCUGUGGUUCUUGUUACGUUCAUCAAUAAACUCACUGUUGUUCA